Molecule: messenger RNA, 5416 nt
Organism: Anolis sagrei ordinatus
Lineage: Eukaryota; Metazoa; Chordata; Lepidosauria; Squamata; Anolidae
Gene: NHERF1
Product: NHERF family PDZ scaffold protein 1
Biological process (GO): protein localization to plasma membrane
Cellular component (GO): apical plasma membrane
Molecular function (GO): protein-membrane adaptor activity; signaling receptor binding
Source: RefSeq, a predicted model, not a curated record
GCGGCGCUCGGGAGUGCUCAGAACGCGAGGGACGAGCCGCGAUUGGCGGAGAGGCGGCAACUUCUUGGGCUUCCCUUACUUUCCGAGCGUGGUCCCGCCCCUCGCGAAGGAGCACCUGCUGCUUCUCUUGGCCAAGUGGCGAAAGAAGGAAGGAAGGCAGGGAGGAAGAUGGACAACGGGGGAGGGAACGAGCUCCUGCCCCGGCUCUGCUGCCCGGAGAAGGGCGCCAACGGCUACGGCUUCCACUUGCACGGCGAGAAGGGCAAAGUGGGCCAGUUCAUCCGGCUGGUGGAGCCCGACUCGCCCGCCGARAAGUCCGGCCUCCGCGCCGGCGACCGCCUGGUGGAGGUGAACGGCGAGAACGUGGAGCAGGAGAGYCACCAGCAAGUGGUCAGCCGCAUCCGGGGCUCGCCGGGCUCCGUGCGGCUCCUGGUGGUCGACGCGCCCACCGACGAGCGCCUCCAGAAGCUGGGCCUCCGACCCCGCGAGGAGCUCCUCCGAGGGCUGCCCGGGGAAGACGGCGAGCGGGAGGWGGAGGAGGAGGAAGGCCAGGAGGGGCCGGGGGGCAGCCCAGCGCCCAAGGAGGAGGAGAAGAAGGAGGAAGAGGAGAAGGAGGAGGAGGACAAGAAGGAGGAGGAGGAGGAGGAGGGCAAAGCGGCCGAGGAGGGCGAGGAAGCCAACCACGUCCCCCCGCGGAAAGAGUUACGGCCUCGUCUCUGCCAAAUGAAGAAAGGCCCCAAUGGAUAUGGGUUCAACCUCCACAGUGACAAAACCAAGCCAGGCCAAUACAUCCGGGCUGUGGAUCCUGGCUCACCUGCUGAAGCCACAGGACUUCUGCCUCAAGACCGUAUUAUUGAGGUGAAUGGUGUAUGCAUGGAAGGAAAGCAGCAUGCAGAUGUGGUUUCAGCCAUAAGAUCUGGUGGUGAUGACACCAAGUUGUUGGUGGUGGAUACCCUGACAGAUGAAUUUUUCAAGAAGUGCAAAGUUAUCCCUUCUGAAGCACAUCUGAAAGGUCCCUUGCCAGAGCCAGUUGCCAAUGGUGAUGUGGAAAAGGAGAAUAAUAAAGAUGAUCAUCCAGAACCUGUUCCUGAAAGUCCUUCCAGCCCUGUGCCUGUGUCUGCUUCUCCAACUCUGAGUGAACCUCACAAUGAGCUCAACUCUCAAGAGAAAGAAGAGAAAAGCAGCCCUGUUGCUGAUCCUGUUCUCGACCUGGACAUCCCACUGGCAGUAGCUAAGGAGCGUGCCCACCAGAAACGCACCAGUAAAAGGGCACCACAGAUGGACUGGAGCAAGAAAAAUGAACUCUUCAGCAACCUCUGAGGCACCCCCAUCCUCAAGCAGGGAAAAGAUGCAAAGGCAAUAGAAUAAUCUGGCCAGAUCUUCCUUGGCUUGCUUUUGUGUCUGCAUUUUCCCUGCGAAGGUGCUUCUCAGCCUCCUCCACUUUCCCCUCUUAGUUUGGGGGAUGGGGAGGCAAGAUCUUUCUUGUGUCCUGUGAAAGAAAAGAAAUGACCUGAUGACUACUUCUGCACAGUUCUGGAGAAGUGAUGAUAUUUUAACAGAGAACGACGAGACAUUCUUUCCACACCAUCUGCUAGUAGCUUAAUAGGUUUCCUAUGAGUUUGUGUUGAGGGUGAGGGGAUUGGUUGAUCUUCCAAGUCUGAAAAUAGUGUGGUCAUCUUGUCUUACAAGUCCCAUGAUGUAGGUUGCUGCUGCUGCCCCAGUGAACGUAUCUCUCUUCCACCUCCUCCUCAUUCCCCCAAAUUAAGUCAUUUUUAGUGAAAUCAUACAUCCAAGGGCAUUGACUCUUAGAGCACCUGAACCUUGACGCCAUCAAUGCGUGUGGGCUCUCAGCUGCCUCAACCUCAGAGAGGUUCUACUGGAUGUUGAAUGGGCUGUUGUGAAGUAACUCAUUUAAAACGUGUAAACUUAGGUUAAAAGGAAGUUCUCCAGAAUUCUAAUUUGAUUACCAAAUAUCCUUUUGUGAACAAAUGCCCUGUCUUUACCUCUCUAUAGAGAGCCACUUCCUUCUAACUGGAGAUCUCUCUCAUCCUUUCACUCCACUGCCCCACCUUUUAAAUGUAUUUUUUCCUAGUUUACAAGUGAUAGUGAAGUGUUCACGGGGAACAGCAGGACCCCUAGACUUUCUUGCACUGCCUUCUGUGUGAUUUGAGGCCUUUGCAGGGUCAAGAGAUUGUUCAGGUGCAAAGUCUAUGCUAUAUGUCUGUCUGGGCCAGAAACAAGGUGGAGGGGGAUUCAGACCUUAUUUCAGCAGCUGAAAGCAGCCAAGAAUAAUGUUCUAUGUUCAAUUUAUUUGUGGAGAUGAAUGGAGCUGAUCAGGGUUUUCAGUAAUAAUGCUUAAUUAACAGUUUAUCUCUAAACUGUUCAUCUUCGGAAUUUCCCUGCCCCGUUAUAGCUCUUCUCCCAUGUCUGUGUAUGUCAUGGAAAUAAUUCCUUCUCCAAGAUCCUUUUUUCCCUCCCUUGUUUAAUGUUUGUAAUGUCCAUUUCAAGAGAAGAAAAUCUGUAUAAUGGAAGGAAAAAAAGCUACCUUGCUUUUGUGUGUUGAUUUGAAAUUACUCACUUUUGGUAACAACCAACGUUUGUACAAAAUCUCAGCUCAACAUGUGACCAAGCAAUCCCUCCUAGUUGCAUGGAUAACAACAAUUCUUUAUUGUAGUCCAAGGACCCAGCAAGUCCACAUUCACUACAUAGAACAAAACAUUAUAGAUACAUUAAGAGCACAGGAAACGAUUGGUGAAAUCAUACAAGCAGAGCUUAUUUCAGAUAUUUUCUCCACUACACAAGUUAACUGUUCUCUAAUCCUUACUGCCUCAGUAAAAUACUUCACAACAGCCAAAAUUCACUCUGGGAUUUCUAUUUUCUUAAAAGAAUUUGACAUAACAUUGCGACAAUGUUCCUCAUAGAUUCACCAUUAAAGGAAUUAAUCAUGUUAUCGAUCCUGCUUAUAGAAUCCACAAAAGAAUGUGCUUCAGAAUUCUACUUCCUGGUGACAUCAGGAGAUUUACCGAGGAGCAUUGCAGAGGGAAAAGCAUUAAAUUUGUCUUUUGUAAAAUGUCUGCAACAAUAUACACAGCUAGAUGAAAAACCCUGACAUAUUCAGUACUCUGUGAGCUCAGUAAGCAGGAUGAUUAUGAAUGAACCCAAGGGUUACAGAACACAACAUCCCACAGUCAUUAUUUUACUGUUUUGGGAUCAGGGUCAUAAGGUAAAGGUUUCACAUGGCAUGUUUAGUCAUGGCCAACUUGGGGGUGGUGCUCAUCUCCAUUUUUAAGCUGAAGAGCUGGCAUUGUCCAUAGACAUUUCCAAUGUCAUGUGUCCAGCAUGACUUCAUGGAGCGCUGUUACCUUACCACCGAAGUGGUACAUAUUAAUCUACAUAAAUUUGCAUGUUUUUGAACUGCUAGAUCGGCAGAAGCUGGUGCAAACAAUGGGAGCUCACCCCGCUCCCCGGAUUCAAACCACCAACAUUUUGGUCAGCAAGUUCAACAGCUCAGUGGUUCAACCCACUGUGCCACUAGGGUGCAUAGCCCAGAUGUAAAAAGAGAUGAAAGAACAGUUUCCCAAAAUUAAUUUUUAGAUAAUUUCAUCAACAAUAAUUUAAAAGCAUCCUUAGUAGAUAGUUUAGCCCAAGUCUAGAACUUGAAUGGAUAGUUUAAUCAGCAGCCUAGAGUAGAAUGGGACUCCUGUCUCCAAGAUUGGGCAAAUGAACAUUGAGGUCCACCGAGGCAUCAAAAAGAUUGUACGAAGUUGGCACAAGAAUACAGCUCUUUCUGACUCCUCUGGACACAACUAUUUCUCUGGAAAGCUACCUCUGGAUGUCACAUCUAUUUGUAGCUUGCUAUUACUAUACAACAUUAAUAGGGGUGGAAUAGUAUUUUAUUAAUCAAAUCAUUAUACAACUUCUUCCACAACUUAAUUCUGGAGACCUGACUUUAGCCUAUAAAAGCAACAAACAGCUUCCCUUGCAGAGAUCUAGAUUUAUUUUUAGCAAGGUGAGACAGGUCCAAACAAUGGAAAUCACUGCCUCAGAAUGUGGUAGAGGCUUCUACUUUGGAGGCUUUUAAACAAGGCUGGAUGGCCAUCUGUCAGGGGUACUUUGGUUGUGCUUUUCAUGCAUGGCGGAGGUUUGACUGGCUGCCUAUGUGGUCUCUUCCAACUCUUAAGAUGCUAGGAUUCCUCUCUGAAUGCAGCUGUGCCUCAGUAAGAAUGUUACUAUAAUUACAAAAGAAAUCCUAUUACACAGGAAAUGAGUAUAUAACUUUCCCAUUCAUGAUAGCCAUACAAUAGGUCUGUAAUUCCCAGCAUCAGUGGCUUGCCCUUUCUUACAGACUGGCACCACAUUUGCUUGCUUCCAAUUGGUAGAGAUGUUGCUAGAAAUACUAAUCUUGGUAAAGAGAACAGCCAGUAAUGGUGCCCACCAAUGUUGGUUGGCUUUAAUAAGUUCAAGGAUUUGAUUAGUAUUUGGAGACUUUCCACUUUUAAGCUGUACAAGUCACAAAUUUAUUCCCCAAAUAUCAGGUUUUAAGCAGGAACAAACAAAAGUAUAGCUUCAUAUAAAUGACGGGUUCAAAGCAAUAUCUGUAAAGAUUAAUCUAAAGUCACCCUCCCAGACUGGAGUUGUAAUAACACAUGUUGGGCUUGAGAUAAAGUUCGUGGUAUAAAGAAUAUGCAGUCCUAUUGACUCAUAAACAGUGUUCGUAUUCAUGGUCACUGUUGCUGAAUUCCUCACUUAAUAAUGAUAUAAAAGCUUAAAUUAUGUCCAUACCGUCAUUGUUAAUGAGCCAAUAGGAUCUUAUACUCAUUUUUUCAGGUGAAAUAAUGUAAGGUGAUAUGUCUAAAUGUUCUAUAUGCAAUAUAGAAGCCUCUUACUUUUUCCCAAUGCCAUUCUUCAAACCAGACCAUACCCUUGAGAUUGGCAGGGUCUCCAAUCUCAAGGGUAUUUAGCUACAUAUGGUACAUCUUUUUGAAAAAGAUGGAUCAAAUCUUCAUAUGCCUCAAUGGUAGUUAGGGCAAGUUUUUUUCGGGUAUUAUUAGAGAAACUGCUGAACUAUUUAGAUCUUUUCUUUUGUGGCUUAUUAGAUGAUUUGGGGUUAACUCUAUCUCCCUGGAACAAGUAUGGUAAGAGCUAAAGACUGCUGGUCACUGUUUGUUCUGAUGUUUAUGCGAAAAAGAAUAAAUGAAAACCAUUUUAAAAUCCAAACAAUAGUCCACAUAAGUCACCAGAAUGGAAAUAGACAAAGCCCAGAGGGAAGCCAAGUUCUCAAAAUGCUUCUGUUGUGUCUUCUCACUUUUUUCCAGCAUGCCAAACUCUUUUAUCAGUCUGCCCCAGGCAAAGCAAUUCUGAACUUUUUCCAAAACGUGUUAGGCAUUUUAAUUAAUAAACACUGGUACCUUGGGAA